Huiozyma naganishii CBS 8797 is the source of this 930-nucleotide messenger RNA. RefSeq names its product ubiquitin-protein ligase peroxin 10 (gene PEX10). The transcript has a single exon. The record is from RefSeq and is a predicted model, not a curated record. Gene Ontology annotation, cellular component: peroxisomal membrane. Lineage: Eukaryota; Fungi; Ascomycota; Saccharomycetes; Saccharomycetales; Saccharomycetaceae. Gene Ontology annotation, molecular function: zinc ion binding. Bases 1 to 930 code for a protein of 309 amino acids. Gene Ontology annotation, biological process: protein import into peroxisome matrix.
AUGGAAUGCAGUAUGACUGGGACACAUGCAUUACCCUUUGCAGAUGCAGCAUCCAUUGUCCAGUCGAGACAGAAGGAUGAACAGAUUGAAGAUAUCCUUAUAAAGAAGUUUACGAAUGUGCUGCAAGCUUUGAAGGGCCAACUAUUUACUAACAUGCACCCAACUGGUAUAGCAAGAGCGACAAAGUUCAUAUACCUACUGAUCACUACAUUAAGAGGUGUUUCGACCCUGGGGGAGGAGUACGUUGAUAUAUUGUACGUGAAUCGGAGCGGCAGAGGGCUUCCAAAGCGGUAUAGUCGGCUGCUCUUUAUUCUGUCCACGUUUCUAGGCCCGUACGCACUUGCAAAACUAACCAAGAGACUCAGAAAGGGUGAUGAUGAAGGCAAUAUGAAUCUGACGAGUGUCUUUGACGGCAUGAUUGAUUUCUUGCUUCAGUUUCAUUUGAUGACAUUUUACGUAAAGGGUUCCUACUACAAUGUGUUCAAGAGAAUAUUUGGGCUCCGGUACGCCAUCGGGCACAAAGUGGACUCUGCUGAAGGCAAGAUGAGAGAGCAGAAUGCACACACCUAUAAAAUUCUGGGGUAUGUUGUGCUGAUUCAGAGUGUCAGUAAGGGUAUUCCGAUAAUAAAGGAGCUUCUAAAGACGCGGCACAAAUCUGAGCCUCAGAUUAACGAAAAUGGAGUGCUAACAGAGAAACCGCAAACGACAAUUUCUAAAAUAUCCUUACGUGACCCUGAAGUGAUGCCAUUCAUUUCGGGGCCAUCUCGAGAUUGUACAUUGUGUCUUUUGCCGAUGACGAACCCAAGUUGUGCACCGUGUGGACAUACGUACUGCUGGGACUGCCUCUUUAAAUGGUGCAACGAAAGACCAGAGUGUCCUUUGUGUCGACAAACGUGUGCACCGCAACAAAUCCUCAUGUUGAGACAGUAA